AGCCCUCGCCCGUUAUAUAACGCGAACGGGAGUUGCACCACCGCACCACAACUACCCAGGCACACGCUACCGAGCUGGCCUGCUUCCACUCCGGCAGCACCAGCAACGGCUGACCAGGAGGAAGGAGUACUGGAGUAGUACGCGUGCGCGCGUGCGAGACAGCGAGAGCUAGAGUGCCUUCGCCGGCCGCCUUCACCCAGGCACCCAGCUAGCUAGCUAGGAGUGGCGGCGUCAGUUGUUGGGCGGCGGUGGUCAGCGCGCGGCCGGGCUUGGUGAUCAUCGAUCGGAAGAUGAGUAGGAACAACGGCAAGGUCGGGUCCAAGCUGCAGGAGCUGCGGCUGAGCCUGUCGUCGCGGUCGCGCGGGGGCGCGUCGUCGGGGGGCGGCGCGACCGGCGGCCAGGGCGGCGGGGCCUCGCCGAGGCGGCUGUCGUCGUCGUCGUCCUCGACCGCGUCCCCGCCGAGCUCGUGCGUGUCGUCGGAGGGAAGCCCCGAGGCCGCCGGCGCGCCGCCGAUGAUCCUGGCGGGGUGCCCCCGGUGCAUGAUGUACGUGAUGCUGUCGCGGGAGGACCCCCGGUGCCCCAAGUGCCACAGCACCGUGCUCCUCGACUUCAACGACGGCGCCAAGAGCAAGGGCAGGCGCGGCUGAUCUGACGCCGGCGCGCGCCACCGGAGCCAUGCGCUCGCCGUGGCCGGCCAGGUAGCGGCGGAGUGCUGCCGCGACCAUCAUCGUCAAUCUUAGUAGUACCAACUAUCAAGUUACAAGUUGUGAGUCCAUAUUCGAGUUCGAUGAGAAAAAAGGAAUUAUUGCGUAGACCCGUUCUUCCAUGGACCAGGCAUAGUAUAUGGGAGGUAUCCAAGCUCGCGUGUCGGACAUCGGGGGUGCCAAUGGAACGGGUCUAGGUAAUAAUUUCGUGUCCCUCUCUACAGUCCAGCCCUGUCCCUGUGCGUGUGUGUGUGUGAUCCCUGCUGUUGGUGGUGCAGAGGACGUGCGUGUCAAGUGUGUGCGUGUCGUACGUGGUGAAAGUGAGGCCUGUUUGUUUAGUUCAAGCGCAAUUUUUUUUGUUGGAAUCUUACUAAUUU
Panicum virgatum (switchgrass) is the source of this 1081-nucleotide messenger RNA. RefSeq names its product protein GL2-INTERACTING REPRESSOR 1-like. The record is from RefSeq and is a predicted model, not a curated record. The transcript has a single exon. Bases 291 to 647 code for a protein of 118 amino acids. Lineage: Eukaryota; Viridiplantae; Streptophyta; Magnoliopsida; Poales; Poaceae.